Messenger RNA from Heterocephalus glaber (naked mole-rat), 2839 nucleotides. RefSeq names its product platelet derived growth factor receptor like (gene Pdgfrl). The record is from RefSeq and is a predicted model, not a curated record. Lineage: Eukaryota; Metazoa; Chordata; Mammalia; Rodentia; Bathyergidae.
CGCCCGCGUCCCCAGCCCGUGCGCCCUGCCCCGCGCUGCCGCCGCACCGGCGCCUCGCCUCGGCCCACAGUCCCCACGUCUCUCCCUGUCGAGCCCAGCAAUGAAGCUGUGGCUGCUGCUUGGUCUCCUGAUCGUGCACGAAGCGCUGGAGGAUGUUGCUGCCCAACACCUUCCCAAAAACAAGCAGCCAAAGGAGCAAGGAGAGAAUAGAAUCAAACCGACCAACAAAAAGGUGAAACCCAAAGUUCCUAAAAUAAAAGACAGGGACACAGCAGAUUCAACGCCAAAGAGUCAGUCUAUCAUGAUGCAAGUGACAGAAAAAGGUCGCUUCCAGAGACCUGCUGCUACCCUGAGUCUGGCAGCGGGGCAGACUGUAGAGCUUCGAUGUAAAGGAAGUAAGAUAGGAUGGAGCUACCCUGCCUAUCUCGAUACUUUUAAGGACUCCCGCCUCAGCGUGAAGCAACAUGAGCGCUACAGCCAGCUGACCCUAGUCAACUCCACCGCAGCCGACACAGGGGAAUUCAGCUGCUGGGGGCAGCUCUGCACUGGCUACAUCUGCAGAAGGGACGAGGCCAGAACGGGCUCUACCUACAUCUUUUUUACAGAGAAAGGAGAACUCUUUGUACCUUCUGCCAGUUAUUUUGAUGUUGUCUACCUGAACCCGGACAGACAGGCUGUGGUUCCUUGUCGAGUGACUGUGCUGUCAGCCAAAGUCACACUGCAUAGGGAGUUCCCUGCCAAGGAAAUCCCAGCCAAUGGAACGGACAUUAUUUACGACUUGAAGAGAGGCUUUGUGUAUCUGCAGCCUCAUUAUGACCACCAGGGGGUGGUCUAUUGCAAGGCCGAGGCCGGGGGCAAGUCUCAGAUCUCCAUCAAGUACCAACUGCUCUAUGUGGAGGUCCCCAGUGGUCCCCCAUCAACAACCAUCUUGGCCCCCUCAAACAAAGUGAAAGGUGGGGAUGACAUCAGUGUGCUCUGCACUGUCCUAGGGGAGCCUGAUGUCGAGGUGGAAUUCAGAUGGCUCUUUCCAGGGCAGAAGGAUGAAAGGCCUGUAACAAUUCAAGAUACUUGGAGGCUGAUCCACAGAGGACUCGGACACACCACAAGAAUCUCCCAGAGUAUCAUCACAGUUGAAGACUUUGAGACCAUCGAUGCAGGCUAUUACAUCUGCACUGCUCAGAAUCCCCGAGGACAGACUACAGUAGCCACCACUGUUGAGUUUUCCUGACUUGGAAAGUGAAGUAUCGUGAACUGAUGGAAAGCCCAUUUGUGUACACAAUCAGUCUUGGGCUUUUUAUUAGUGCUUUGCCAGAGGCUGAUAUCAAUAGCAAGUGGCAAUCCCUGCCUGUGAGUCAGAUCCAGACAUCCAAACUAAAAGGAAGUCAUCCAUCUAUUAACAGAAAGCAUGUAUUUCUAACAGAAAGCAUGUAUUUUGAUUGCUUACCUAUGUCCAUGUUUUUUAUACUAAAAAAGCAUAUACACCAACAACCUUAUAUAAUCAUUUCUAUUAAAUGAGCAAGUUUUUAUAAAAAAUUUAAAAAUGGGUUAAGUGCUUGUUUUUUAAGUUGGCUUAAAGGAUACUAAGAAAGAUUUGUUGACAGUAAUACUUCAGUCAAUAUAUAGGGUUCUCUUUGAUGUAAUAAUCCUACUACAUCAGAUUUUUUAAAUGUACUAAUACAUAGUUCAGCUACUUAUCUACAAGCAGCAACUUAAGUUUCAAAUGCUUAGACAUAUCACUUUUCCUCAGUAGCAAUUUUAAAGCUAAUGUGAUUUUACAAAGGUAUCAAAAAAAUCAAGUAUACUUGCUUCUUUGUAAAUGGAUGAACUCUAAAGUCCUAAUUUUAGAUUAUUCAAUAAGAACUAGAACAUGUGUUUUUAGAGGUUUAACUUUCAACAUAGAUAACACAGAUUAAGAAAUAUUUAAUUUUUUGAAUGGUGUCAAAAGUUUAUUUGAAAAGUGAAAGGUCAAGGGGUAAGGGAAAAACUGGCUCUGCAGAGCACACUUGGGCCAAGCGAAUGAAAGGAGAAAAAGAGCAAAAAUAAAAGUACACCCUGGUCUAGAAGGGUUACUGUGAAGAGUCAUGCUAGACAAGAAAUAUUUAACCUUGUCUAGACCUAUCUUUAAAAGUAUUUAGAGUGCAGUGUAUUAAAACCAGGCAAAAUUUCUCAAAUACAUGUCUUUGAAUUUAAAAAAGCUCAGCCCUAACUCUAGCUCUGUGAGCCCAUUUUAGUCCAUGACAAAUUCCAUGGUUUGGACUAGAAAUUUCUGUGAAAUGGCUUAGGAGACAUAAUCUUGGUUAUAAGAAGUACAAUGAGUGACAUUUUGAAAAGUAAAAUAGACCAGAGGCUGCAAUUCUUAUAUUGGAUAUUCCAGCAUUAUUUAUUUGAUCAAAAUAAAAAAUUUUCCAUCACUACAAACAGCACAGCUACCACUGUUUACACAUCUAUUUUGAUGACGUGCCAACAUUUUGCAUCCUGUGUGAAACAUUUGGUUUAAACAAAUCUCAAAAAUUCUCUAUUUCCUAUAUUCUCUCCUGUUGUCUCCCAUCCUCUGAGAACAUUUUUGUUAAUUGCUGUAAGAUUUCCAAGACACCUAAACAAUAUGGAGGAUAGCAGGGAAUAGCAUGAGAUUACAAUGCAUAGGGGAUGAAUGGCAAACCCAACUUUGGCCAGUGUCAUUGAGAACAACAUAGAAGUGGGAGCAGAGAUAUUCCAGGAGCGGGCAGUGAAUCUAUGACCCACUUAUCGGAAGCAAACAUGGAAGUUACAUACAUAAUAAACUCUUGGAGGUUAAAGACCUCAAACACAAUCACUAUUUAAAAUAAACAUGCAUGAUGAA